AUGAAUAAAGUUGUGCUAAAGGUGGAACUACUAGAUGACAAAAUUAAGAAAAAAGCCAUGAAGGUCGUCUCCAAUAUUUCAGGAGUUGAAUCAGUGGCAAUGGAGAUGAAGGAGCAGAAAUUAACUUUAAUUGGAGACAUGGACGCUGUGGUUAUAGUGGAGAAACUGAGGAAGCUGUGUUACACCGAGAUACUCUCUUUUGGACCCGCGAAGGAAGAGAAGAAGGAAAAGACUAAAGAGGAGAAGAAGCAGACACAGAACAAGAAUAACAAUGAUAAUAUUUUGAAGGUCUGCGACGCCUACCAUAAGCAUUAUCAUUACUCAAGUUAUGUAGAAGAGAAUCCCAAUGCAUGUGUGAUUUGCUAA
This is a messenger RNA of Sphenostylis stenocarpa, 366 nucleotides long. The record is from the annotation of a GenBank genome assembly. NCBI's taxonomy places the organism in Eukaryota, Viridiplantae, Streptophyta, Magnoliopsida, Fabales, Fabaceae.